UUCACUUCCUGCUGUCAAGGUGCAGAAUACCGCCACCUACUGACGGCGAUGGGAACUGCUAUUCCUCUUUGUUUAUGUGAUUUGAUUUGUAGUACUGUAGGGCGCUGUGGGAGUUGCCAGAUCAUCAAACGCUAAUCACCAGGAAGAGAAACGUGACUGGUUACGUAACGUGCCAAGGGGGUAAUUUACUCCGCCGGUUGCUGCUUGGCGUGUGAAGAACGACUCGUCCCUUUGGCUCCCGGCUGCUUUUGUAGAAAUACUUUGAAACGACAACAACAUAACACAUUCACAGCCGAUACUUUGCAUUGCAGACAGCGCCGAGCUGAUUGCGAAAAUAGUGUUGACACAGGUUGGAAGGUGGAGAGGUGCUAUAGGCUGACCUGGACCAUGGCCAUAGUUCAUCACCCAGGGUACCCACUCAGGGACUCACUUUACUGGGAUGAAACAGAGUGCCUCAACUACUAUGGGAUGUUGUCUCUCCAUGAGGUCUUUGAAAUAGUUGGUUCCCAGCUGACAGAGACUGACAUUGAGGUACUCUCUUUCCUUCUAAAUGAAACUUGCUCCGCACCACAUCCACUUGAUCCAGCAGGCUGGACAGUUAAACCCUGUGAGGGUGAAGCAGUUGACUCAGGCGUGUCCCCGAGUCCUGAGCUGCUAAAGGUCUGGCGGCGGUUACAGCCCCAGGGCGCCCAGGGCUCCCAGGGCUCCCAACAUCCUUUGGAGGCCUCAUAUAAGCCAAAGAGUGGCCUUGAGCUGUUGCUUGAGCUGGAGAGGCGAGGAUACCUCAGUGAUGGUAACCUGGAGCCACUACUGGGACUACUGAGAGUCCUCACCCGUCAUGACCUGCUGCCUUUAGUGUCCUGCAAGAAAAGGAGAACAGUAUCUCCAGAAAGAAUUGGACAGAGGUAUGGAAUAGAGGACGGAGAAUUCGUGUGCGCCUCUGGAAUGCGACACAGCUCCAGACAGGCAGAAAUGCCUCUUCCAUCCUUCACACAGCAAUUAAGAACAGGUAUUUACCCUCCUAUGCCUGGGCCAACCCCCGGGAGGAGGAGGAAGAAGAGGGGACAUGGCUGGAGCCGCAGACCUAAGAGAACAAGCAGGCAGGUCCAGCCACUGCCACCACCAGUGCCACCACAUAAAACAUCCUGCGAUAUCCGCCUGCGCGUCCGGGCCGAAUACCUGGAGCAUGAGUCGGCACUCCGCAACGGUGUCUCCUCGGACAAGCAGCAGCCCCUGGAGCGGCAGUUUGAGUUAUUCAGCCAAGCCAACUCACUCCUGCGUGCCAGAGACCUAGGUUCCAUCGUUUGCGACAUCAAGUUCACAGAGCUGGACAACCUGGAGGCCUUCUGGGGUGACUACCUAAGUGGAGCUCUGCUUGAGGCCCUGAAGGGAGUCUUCAUCACUGAUUCCCUGAGAAUGGCUGCAGGCACAGAGGGCAUCCGCCUGCUGAUCAGUGUGGAUCAGGAUGACUACGAGGAGGGCCGAAGGAUUCUGAGAGCCAGGAGAAUGCUGACAUCCAGUAACGGUGCUACUUUUUAGGACACCAGGAUGAAACAGGAAAUACCAAGAUAUUUCUCCUUAGUCUCAGGGGAACAGGACCAAGCAAGCCUGUGACACAAGAUCAAGUGAUAAGCCCCCUCAUAACAUCAAUCUUAAAAUAAAUAAGUUUAAGACAGCUGGGCUUCCACAAAUGAUUCACAUGCUCAUGGUCAAGGUUUAGAUUAUACACACACACAAAUAGACUUGAUGGGCUACAAUCAUACAAAACUCCUUAUCAAGCAUUUGAUGGCGGCGGCUCUUGAAAUUCUCAAAUACAAACAGACCAUUAUACAGAACAAAUCAUGCUUCGUCAUUAGACAGUGGCUUUGUUCUCAUUGAAAUGAUGUACCUGAAGACUUGCGUUAUGUAAAGUAGCAAGUAAUUAGUAGUAAUUAAAAGGACAGCCAAGAAAAGUUUUUCAUCUUUUCGUAAUUUUGGAGAGAACUGAGCACAGAUUGAAAAGUGGGUUGCUCUCAGUGUAGAUUGACCUUUGUGUCCAACUUUGGAGAGCCUAGUCCACACACACAACUAGAUAACAAACACUCGGAUUCUCAGCCCUGUGUACCAUGAUAACCCAACUUGUGAUUGCCAUGGUCAGUGGAUACGGCAGUUGCCAGUAGAUGACAGCAGUGAUUAGGGCUAGGCCUCAGCAGACCAUGGAAGAUUCAUCAUCACAAGCUUGUCAACAGCAGCCGGGAUAAUGCAAUGGUGGCUCGUGUCCGGGUUUCCAGCAAGGCCCCAGCAAAUGCUUCUCUCAGCAAGUAAAGCACAGGACAGUGCGUCGGUCAAUAGAAGUGAUGUUGGGGAGAUCAAAAUCAAAAGUGCACAUCCCAGCUCCACUCAGCCCUGCUAUGUAGGUCCAGUAGAGUGGCUCACGGACAGCUGUCUACUCACCCUGCUGGAACUAAUGCCUGGACUUCACUCAUAGAAGACGAUCAAUAAGGGCCCUCACUCUAAGUCCCUUCAUACAGGCACGACUUAAGCAGGCAGACUUGCUACUGUCUGAAGUGAAGGUCUCUGCAGGGCCAGGCAGGGGGAGGGACAAUGGACAUAUUCCAUCUUUCCUUUUGUGUCUUUUUGGUAAAUGAAUUUAUUAAUGUAUGUUUGUAUUGUUAAUAGAUGUUUAAAAAAAAAACUCAUUCAGGGGAAAUUUUUUGUUAAAGAAAUUUUGCUUUUGGUAUGACAAUUUUUUUGUGGAAAUCUUUAUAUAUUAGAAAUUAUUUCUGGUGAAUAAUAAAGGUUUGAUGACCUAAA
This is a messenger RNA of Thunnus maccoyii (southern bluefin tuna), 2793 nucleotides long. It is a transcript of the gene dedd2, whose product is annotated as death effector domain-containing 1. The transcript has 8 exons. The record is from RefSeq and is a predicted model, not a curated record. Gene Ontology annotation, cellular component: nucleolus. Gene Ontology annotation, molecular function: protein binding; DNA binding. Bases 388 to 1539 code for a protein of 383 amino acids. Lineage: Eukaryota; Metazoa; Chordata; Actinopteri; Scombriformes; Scombridae. Gene Ontology annotation, biological process: regulation of apoptotic process; extrinsic apoptotic signaling pathway via death domain receptors; apoptotic process.